Messenger RNA from Sesamum indicum (sesame), 1755 nucleotides. RefSeq names its product carbon catabolite repressor protein 4 homolog 4. The record is from RefSeq and is a predicted model, not a curated record. NCBI's taxonomy places the organism in Eukaryota, Viridiplantae, Streptophyta, Magnoliopsida, Lamiales, Pedaliaceae. Gene Ontology annotation, molecular function: 3'-5'-RNA exonuclease activity.
AUACAUUAUCUGUAUCUAUCUAUACACACACAUACACACACUAAAAAGCUGUUUCUUUCUGCCUUACAUGAAAUUCAAGACUGCAUGUUUCUAUGCUGUAGAAGGGCUUUUUACUUGGGUUCAUAUGUUUUCUUGCUGUUAGCUUGUAAUGAAUUGAUACUCUCUUGAAACCAACAAGGUGAACAAUCCAGAAAUGUUUGAUCACUGGGAGGCCCAAAUGAUAAGAGGGGGAUUCUUGAUUUUUUCUUACAUUCUCUCGAGUUAUGAUAUUAGCAUUCAACAUAACUUGGAAGUUGGAGCACAGAAAUUUCUGGUAGCGAGCUUUGUGGGUCACAUGUAGUGCUUGUUUUGAUGUAUGAUAAUCAGUCACGGAGAUGAGUUUUCUCCUAAUUGACCUGCAACUUUGAGUUCUUGGAUAUGUUGUGCUUCAUACAAUCAUUGUCAAGUUGUAGCUUUCGCUGUCAGUUCUGCUUGGCGUAAUUCUUAAAAAGCUCCUUUUAGGGUAGCUUGUUGCAGCAAGAUGAGUACGACCCCAGGACCGCUGUGUCGAAAGUUUGUUCCAGUUGAGCAGAGUGAAGUUACUUCAAUUAGUAAACCUGCUAGCUUCAAAUUUCGGCUUGUAUCUUAUAAUAUUUUGGCUCAGGCAUACGUGAAAAGUACUUACUUUCCACACUCACCAGCACCUUGUCUCAAGUGGAAAGCUCGGUCUCAAGCCAUUUUAACCAUUCUUAAGAGCCUCGAGGCGGAUUUCCUUUGUCUACAGGAAGUGGAUGAGUAUGAUACCUUCUAUAAGAAGAAUAUGGAGAACCUUGGCUAUGCCAGCAUCUACAUCCAAAGAAGUGGGAGAAAACGUGAUGGAUGUGGGAUCUUUUAUAAUCAAAACAGUGCAGAGUUGGUCAUAGAAGAGGAAAUAGACUACAACGAUCUGGUGGACACAGUUGAAGACGGAACAACCUCACCCAAAGAAAAAUACGGCGUGCUAGUUAGUGGAAAUAAAGAGGAACCAAAAGCUGGUUCAAAGCUGAAAGAUAGUCAAGCUGAUCGUGGAGAUCCAAAUGAUCCUCGUGUGAGAUUGAAGCGUGACUGUGUAGGAAUCAUGGCUGCCUUUAGACUUCAGAAUCCUUCCUCUCAUCAUGUUAUUAUCGCUAACACUCAUCUUUAUUGGGAUCCAGAGUGGGCUGACGUGAAAAUUGCACAGGCUAAAUACUUGCUUUCACGCCUUGCUGCAUUCAAAGACCUAGUAUCGGACAAAUUUGAUUGCUCGCCUCCAAUAAUUCUGGCUGGCGACUUCAAUUCAGUCCCUGGAGAUCAGGUGUAUCAGUACCUAGUCUCAGGCACCAACUCGAUGGGGCCAGAGAUGGCAGACGAUCUGCCAAUGCCACUGUCAAGUGUGUACGCAUUCACAAGAGGAGAACCGGAGUUCACAAACUGCACUCCUGGUUUUACGGGUACACUCGACUAUAUCUUCUUUUCGCCUUCAGGAGAUUUAAAACCAGUAAGCUAUCUUGAGCUUCCGGAAGCAGAAUCCUCCGAUGUAAUUGGUGGGUUGCCGAACUAUUUUCAUCCGAGCGACCACCUUCCCAUCGGGGCUGAGUUUGAACUUGAGGCAUAGACUUCUCUUGACGAGGCCGUAUAACGACCCAAUCUUCUAUUUCAAGUUGGCGUUGUCUCUCGUAUUGCAUUUCAUAUAUACAAGUCACGUGGCACUUGUAUAUUUAAAGAAAUAUUUUAUACGCGUGACAUGUAUAUGUAAAA